Trichoderma asperellum CBS 433.97 is the source of this 1143-nucleotide messenger RNA. RefSeq lists its product as uncharacterized. The record is from RefSeq and is a predicted model, not a curated record. NCBI's taxonomy places the organism in Eukaryota, Fungi, Ascomycota, Sordariomycetes, Hypocreales, Hypocreaceae.
AUGGAAUUGCCAAACAAACUCACGUCCUUGCCGACGCCUCGUCUCGCUCUAGAACGACAAAGCAGAACAUCGAACGCGUCCAUAGAAAGUCUGCCUCCUGAGAUGAUCGGGGAGAUCAUGGGUUACCUCCCUACUAAGCAUGAUUUGAGAAAUUUUGCUGCGAGUUCGCCCUACUUUGCCGGCGUCCUCAAGGCCUACAAGGUUCCCAUUCUCAAAAGCAUCAUCAAGAAUAUCAUCCACCCUUCGAACUUGGGCAUUUGUCUGUUGACUAUGGGCAUUCUGCAAGUAACUCGCCAAAAGAGUGGCGUUUGGAGGUGUCUGUAUGCAAUUUCGCGACAGCCAACGCUGGCAACGAUCCGUGAUGCCGAGACACUCAGCAACAUGCUCGACCUGGCCGUCCAUAUUCACUACCUGGUCACGGUAUACGCUUACGCAAAGCACCCGGAUUCGUUUUGGCGACAUGCUUUGCAAAAAUACGCGGACCGCUGGCCGGACGGCUUCAUUCCUUCUGGCCCCGUGUACAUCUGUCCGUGGACAAAGGAGAGGCUGCACGAGGUAGCCCGGCGCCUCUGUGAUAUACGAGACGCAUCUCUGGACAAGUAUCCUGGCGCAGAGCCCACAAGCAAACACGACGAAGAGGUCAUGGCGCUAUUUCAGCGCGAGAUGUUUGCCGCGGAGCUGAAGCUGCGUUGCGACAGAGUAGCCGAGCUUGGGCAUCCCAUUCCCGACUGGAUGUUUGCAGAGGGCCCUGGUGACGGUGUGCAAAGCUUCCUCGAGCUCAUCUGGUGCUGCAGCGUACACACCAUUGCCAAAUGCUGGAAUAGUAACGACAGCUUAGUGUGGGCAGAAAUGAAUGGAUCGAGCUGGUCUCUGGGGAAGGCUCUCGGCAUCCGCUUCUACGUUAGCCUUGCCAUGCAUAUGCCGAUUCGGGCGAGCAAAGGCGAGAUCAAGAAUAUGUGUGAUGCAAUACACUGUUUCUUGAUGUACUACUUGCACCCCGAACUAUACAAUGAGACGUACCAGUGGUUCUUGGAGUUUCGAUCUUGUGCGUGGAAGGGCCUGUGGGAACACUCUUUGGAAUAUCUGCGCUUGAUGGACGAGCAGGGCGUGGGGGAAUUGGGUGGAGGGACGGAUUACUUUUGA